AUGGCCUUCUCAAUGCCCUCGUUCCUGACCCGAUUUCUCCGCCCCUUUUCCACGACCCAGCUCUCCCUCCAACCAGACGCCCUCUCCGCCAUGCAAUUCCCGCCAACGUCCCAGCGCGCGAUCUUCGCGGGCGGCUGUUUCUGGGGCCUCGAAGAACUCUAUCGCCACCACUGGGGCGGCGGCAAGGGCCUGCUCGACUGCCGCGUCGGCUACACCGGCGGCCACACCAAGGCGCCGACCUACGAGGACGUCUGUUCAGGCCGGACGGGCCACGCCGAGUCCUUGUUGGUCGUCUUCGACCCGGACGUGGUGACGUACCGGCAACUGGUCGAGUUCUUUUUCCGCAUGCACGACCCGACCACGCUGAACAGGCAGGGCGCCGACACGGGCACGCAGUACCGGUCUGCCGUGUACGCGGAGAACGAUGACCAACUCAAGAUUGCCGAGGAGAUCAAGCAGAAGGUCGGCGAGCAGUGGUAUAAAGGCAAGACUAUCACGACCGAGGUCAAGAGGGCGACGCAGUGGUAUGAUGCCGAGGGCUUGCAUCAGAAGUACUUGUUGAAGAAUCCGUCGGGGUAUCAGUGCCCGGCGCAUUAUGUGCGACCGCACCCCGAGUUGAAGUAG
Messenger RNA from Cladophialophora yegresii CBS 114405, 624 nucleotides. RefSeq names its product peptide-methionine (S)-S-oxide reductase. The transcript has a single exon. Lineage: Eukaryota; Fungi; Ascomycota; Eurotiomycetes; Chaetothyriales; Herpotrichiellaceae. Gene Ontology annotation, molecular function: peptide-methionine (S)-S-oxide reductase activity. The record is from RefSeq and is a predicted model, not a curated record. Bases 1 to 624 code for a protein of 207 amino acids.